Molecule: messenger RNA, 4044 nt
Organism: Chaetura pelagica (chimney swift)
Lineage: Eukaryota; Metazoa; Chordata; Aves; Apodiformes; Apodidae
Gene: CDHR2
Product: cadherin-related family member 2
Exons: 33
Coding region: 1-4044 (1347 amino acids)
Biological process (GO): homophilic cell-cell adhesion
Cellular component (GO): plasma membrane
Molecular function (GO): calcium ion binding; cell adhesion molecule binding
Source: RefSeq, a predicted model, not a curated record
AUGGAACACCCCAACAUCAGCAGGUACCGCAGGGUGAAGUGCUUCUUUGCUGGGGACACUGGGGGAGGCAAAGUUCUCUGGCGGUGUCAGUGUGCGAGCGCAGAGCAGCGCGCCCAGCAGCAUCCCCAGCGAGGCGGCAGGCUCGCUGGCAGGAUGGCAUGGUGCUCGCUGGUGUUGCUUCCCUUCCUCCUGACAGCAGUUUCAGGCAACACAGCCCCCUUCUUCAAUCUGACCUUCGUCUAUGUGCCUGAGGACCUGCAGCUGGGCCAGCAUGCUUUCCAGCUGAAUGCUACUGAUGUAGAUGGGGACACGCUCACCUACAGCAUCAGCGAGGAGCAUGCUUUCUACUUCUCUGUUGAUCGCUGGACAGGCAAUGUGACACUGAGGAGCUCCCUGGACCGUGAGCUCCAGGCCAAGCUCGCCAUCACCGUUCACGUGUAUGAUGGGAUAAAUGAACCAAUCUCCAGAAAAGUCACAAUCAUCGUGGAGGACCGUAACGACAAUGCCCCAGUCUUCCAGAAACUGCCAUAUGAAGUGUCCAUCCCUGAGAACGCGACACUCGGCAGCAUCAUCUACACCGUGUUUGCCAAUGACAGUGACACUGGGAAUGCCUCUAAAGUCAGCUACAGCAUCGAGGAGGUGAUCCCAGAUGACACGAAGAAUCACUGGCUUUUCUACAUCCUGCCCAACGGGAGUGUGGUGCUCAACGGCUCGCUGAACUAUACCAAGAACACCUUCUAUCAGAUCAAGAUCCUUGCCAAGGACGGCGGAGGGAUACUGCAUAAUGAGUUGGUAUUCCAGCAGAGCUUUACCUACAUGUCCCUGACCAUCAUUGACCUGCCCAACCUGGACCCACGGUUCCUCAGUGAGACCUACUCUGGCUCUGUGCCUGAGAACUGUGCCCUGGGCACCACUGUGCUGACUGUCACCGCCGUGGACAGAGACACAGGGGUGAAUGACAGAAUCUUCUACAACAUAACCAACACCAGCAUCCCCUUUGCUAUCGAUACCAUCACGGGCACCAUCAGUGUGAGUAGCCCCCUGGACCGUGAGCAGCUGCCAAGCGAGGAAGUGCUGCUGGAAGUCACAGCACGUGAGGAGAAGCUGGACAUAAACAACAAAGUGGCACAGACCAGCACCCUGGUGACAAUCGUGGUGACCGAUGUCAAUGACAACAAGCCCCAGUUCUACAACUGCUCCCUUCCCAACUGCAACUUCUCCACCAGUGCCCAGAACAACUUCAGUGGCAACAUCAUAGAGCACUCCUCCUCCAGACUGCCUGUGUCCAACCUCAGCAUCGUCGCCCAUGACCCUGACAAGGGCAUCAACAGCAGCUAUGAGCUGUACCUGCAGGGUCCAAAUGCCAACUCCUUCACUGUCUUCCCCUCAAAAAUUGUGGGCACAGGGGAGGUCGAGCUCCUGGUACAAGACCCAGCUUCUGUGGACUACGAGCUAAGCCAUGUCAUGGUGGUGCAGAUCAUUGCUAAUGACACGGGGAACCCUAAGAACUGCUGCUCCAUGGCCACCGUGACCAUCAAUCUCAUUGAUAGCAAUGACCACAUCCCUGAGUUCCCCCAGAGCACCUACAACCUGAGAGUGGAGGAGAACAGCCCUGAUGGCACCAUCAUCACCCCAAACAUCACGGCCUAUGACCCGGACAGUGGUCUCCUGGGCCAGAUCACCUACCAGCUGCUCCCGGAGAGCAUCCGUAAUAUCUUCACGGUGAAUGCCAUGACCGGGGCCGUGCUGGUGCAGAAUGGGAGCUGGCUGGACCGGGAGACUCGCUCCAUCUACUAUGCCAACCUCCUGGCCAGCGAUGGGGGCAACCUGACAGGGACCACUGUGCUGGAGAUCACCGUGCUGGACGUCAAUGACAAUGCGCCCAUCAUCACCGGCUCCUACUUCAUCUCAGUUGAAGAGGGGAACAACGUGACAACACAGAUCCAGGCCAUCGACAAUGAUGAGCCUGGCAGCCCCAACAGCGAGUUGGGCUUCAAGAUAUUGCCAGGACCAUUCAGCAACAACUUCACCAUCAACGCCGCAACGGGUGAGAUGCAAAGCAAGGAGCCGCUGGACCGGGAGGCCUUGGAAGAUGAGCAGGGGCAGAUGGUGGUGACGGUGGAGGUGUAUGACCAUGGUGUGCCACAGCUCAAAACCUCAGUGAAUGUCACCAUCACCGUUGGGGAUGUGAACGACAAUGCACCUGUGUUCCUCAACCAAUCCUAUGAGUUCUCAGUCUUUGAAGACUCUCCAGGUGCUUCUGUGGGUAUGGUUCAGGCCACAGAUGCUGACCGGACAGAGAUCAAUUCCCGCAUUUCCUUCCUACUUCGGGGCACUGGCUCCAGCAACUUCUUGAUCCGCUCGUCUCAGCUGAAGCCAGGGCACUACAGCGGGCAGCUGACUGUGGACCCUGAUAUAUCCUUGGACUAUGACACCCUGCAGCAGAAGUUCUUCUCCUUGCUGGUGCUGGCGGAGAACACGGCAGCAGACAAAGUGGGGGACACUGCCACCGCCUCAGUGAUGGUCCACAUCCUAGAUGUCAAUGACGAGCCCCCCACGGUCCUGCCGUCCUCGCUGCAGGACGUGCACGUGAGCGAGAACGGCACACAGCUGGGCCUGGUCCAUGUGGUGAAAGCCUUCGACCUAGACACCAACAACUCACUGGUGUUUGAGGAGCUGGAUGUCACCUGCUUCAAGGGGACAAUCAGUGCUGGGGAGGUGUGCUGGGACUGGUUUCUGCUGGCACCCAAUGGCUCCGUGCUGGUCAACAGCUCAGAGGUUGACUAUGAGCUGUGUGACAGGGUGAUGCUCACCCUGCGGGUUGAAGACUUGUACACUGAGAAGGGCAACCGCUACAGCCAGAACGAAACUCUGAGGAUUCUCAUCACCGAUGUGAAUGACAAUGCACCAGUCUUCCUGCCCAUCUUGGAGACCUUUGUGGUUGUCCCUGAAAUCUCUCCUGUGGACCUGCAAGUGGCUGUUGUGAAGGCCACAGAUGCUGACACGGGGCGGGGCGGAACCAUCAUCUUCUCCAUUCUCAGUGUGGUGCUCGUGGAGGACAACGGUGCCAGCCGGCCCUUUGAGAACCUCUUCAAGGUGGUGACAACAGUAGAGGAGAACAGCUACGUCGGGAGCAUCCAGGUGGCCAGCAACCUCGAUGACUCGCUGAAGGGGCAGUACCAGGUGAUGGUGCAGGCUAAGGAUGAUGAGAAGCCAAACCACAAAGUACAGACUGUGCUGAAUAUCUUCGCAGUGGAUCAGAGCUACCGUGUUCGCCUCCAGUUUGUGACAACAGUGGAUGAAGUCCAGAGUAAUUCUGGAAAUAUCAAAACGGCUCUGACCACAGCAACCAAGGCAGCAGUCUAUGUGGUGGCCAUCCGGACCGUGGAGGACAGCCGUGCCUCCCAGGUGGAAGCCAAGUCGGUGAUGGAAGCGUACUUUGUCUACAGCAACGGCACUGCCCUGGAUGUCAAUCAGCUGAGCAUGCUCAUACAGUCGGAACCGCAGGUCCUGGCUGAGCUGGUGAAGCUGGGCCUGGCUGUCAUCGGCCCCGGGGAGGCAGAGAAGCCCUCCAGGGAGGCAGAGCUCAUCGGCAUCAUCGCAGGUCUGGCAGCAUUCCUGGUCCUCUUCAUCCUCAUCAUGACCCUCGUCUUGGUUCUAACCACUAGGAGCUACAAGAGGAAGCUGAGUGCAAUGAAGGCUCUGAAGGUGGCCACGACACUCAGCCCUGCCAUGGAGCAGCAGGGAGCUGGCAUCCCCGGGACCAACCAGUACAACGCAGAGGGGGCCAAUCCCAUGUUGAACCUCUCACUUGAUCCCUCCCAUGACCUGGGCUUCCAUGAGGACUCCGUCUCCAUAGCCAGCAUGAAUUCCCUGGAUGAAAACACAGUAAAUGUACCUGGGGACAACGACCUCAAAGCCCAACGAAGCAGAGAAGAGCCAAUGGACCACACAGACGAGGAGGUGCUGGUGGCCGCCCUGAACCUGAAGGAGCCCACCAAAAUAGCACACAUCAACAAUGCCUUCACCACCACGGACCUGUGA